AUGCUCCUAUCAGCUAUUGGGUGUGCAAUUAUUUGGCUAUGUGCAGUUGAUGCGAAGAACCAAGAUGGCUCAGCUUCACGAUAUGAUUUUGUUAUUGUUGGCGGAGGUACUAGCGGAUUGGUUGUUGCUAAUAGACUUUCAGAGAUGAAAGGUUUCACCGUGGCAGUGAUCGAAGCUGGAGAUUCAGUCCUCAAUAAUGCUAACGUUUCUGCUGUGACGGGUUAUGGUCGAGCAUUCGGGACAGAGAUUGACUGGGCCUACCAAACCGAAGAUCAAACGUAUGCAGGGGGGUCGAAGCAGAUUAUCCGUGCUGGGAAGGCCAUUGGUGGUACAAGCACUAUAAAUGGGAUGUCGUACACUCGAGCGCAAAAGGUUCAAAUUGAUGCAUGGGAACAAGUCGGAAACGACGGUUGGAAUUGGAAGAACCUUUUCACAUACUAUAAGAAACCAGAAGAGUUCCAGGUGCCCACACCAGAACAAGUUGCUCGUGGCGCUGAUUAUUACAUCGCCUAUCAUGGGGAGCAUGGCCCGCUCAAAGUCGGCUGGCCUCGAGCAAUGACAAACAGCAGCGUGCUACCCCAGCUUGAUGAGACCUUCCAGCAACUAGGUCUCCCCUACAAUAGGGAUUGCAAUGGUGGUAGCAUGGUGGGACUCACGGUCCAUCCCAAUACGGUCGAUAGGGAGGCUAAUGUUCGCCAUGAUGCAGCCAGAGCUUACUAUUGGCCCUACCAACAUCGUCCUAAUCUCAAAAUUAUUUCAAACACUUCUGCGAAUAAGAUCAUUUGGGAAAGCGAUUCCCGCAACGAGGCCGUUGCUAUUGGUGUAGAAGUUACUGGGGUCAAUGGAGUUGAGACGAUCUACGCUUCGAAGGAGGUAAUUCUGUCGGCUGGGUCCCUCAGAUCGCCUAUGAUUUUGGAGCUGUCUGGCAUUGGAAAUCCUGAUAUUCUCCGUCAGUUUGACAUCGCUGUCCAAGUCAAUAUUUCCACUGUCGGUGAGAACUUGCAGGAUCAGACCAACAAUGGGUUCUCUUAUGAAGGGAACGACUUCUGGCUUGGUUCGCCGACAUUUUCCGCUCUACCAUCAGCCGAUCACAUAUUCGGUGAGGAUGUCCUCACCAUUGCGUCUGAUGUCAACUCAAGCCUGGCGGAAUAUGCAAAAAGAGUGUCGGAACAUUCCAACGGUGCAGUCCAAGAAGCCAAUGUUCUGGCUGCUUUUCAACUCCAACACGAUCAAAUAUUCAAAUCACAGGUUCCGUACGCGGAGAUUGUGUUCCUGCCCAUUGGGAACUCGUUUUCCAGUGAAUACUGGCCUCUUCUUCCAUUCUCGAGAGGAAGUGUCCACAUAAACUCCACAGACGGCUCCCAGCCGCCUUCUAUCAAUCCCAAUUACUUUAUGUUCGGACAGGACCUCAAAGCCCAUGCUGAUGUGGCUCGAUAUAUCCGCAAGGCAUUCAGUACGUCCCCUCUGAGAACCGUUGUGGGAGAAGAAUUGGCACCGGGACAGAAGCAUGUUCCAGAAAAUGCGUCGGACUCUAUAUGGGAAGGCUGGGUUAAGUCACAAUAUAGGUCGAACUUCCACCCAGUUGGCACUGCCAGCAUGCUGCCUCGGGAUAAAGGUGGUGUUGUCGACCCCGAGCUUAGGGUUUACAGUACUAAAAAUGUCCGAGUGGUUGAUGCUUCUGUCUUGCCCUUCCAACUUUCUGGCCAUUUGACCAGCAGUCUUUAUGCCGUGGCCGAGAGAGCGUCUGACCUGAUUAAGAAACGAUAUAUAUUUUAG
Molecule: messenger RNA, 1776 nt
Organism: Penicillium egyptiacum
Lineage: Eukaryota; Fungi; Ascomycota; Eurotiomycetes; Eurotiales; Aspergillaceae
Source: the annotation of a GenBank genome assembly